Molecule: messenger RNA, 1968 nt
Organism: Pyricularia grisea
Lineage: Eukaryota; Fungi; Ascomycota; Sordariomycetes; Magnaporthales; Pyriculariaceae
Exons: 1
Coding region: 1-1968 (655 amino acids)
Source: RefSeq, a predicted model, not a curated record
AUGACUCUUCUUGGUCGUCUGCCAACACACAAGCCAGAACAUGCACCAUCUUUGGCUAGUCCUAUGACUUUAGAUGAACCGCUUACGCCAGAAGCGGAAGCCCAGGUCCAACUGCCACAAGUCUCUCAAUCACCACCGCCACCAUCACCACCGAGUCAUUUUAAGCACGUCCUGUCAUCAAUCUGGCAUUGGCCUUGGCUCAACGAGUGCCUCGCCAUCUUAGCAUCGAUCCUUCUGGUCAUCGCAAUUGGUAUUGUCCUCGACCGCUACCAUGACCAGCCAGUUCCCCACCUACCCUUGGAUAUCAACAUCAACACAGUGGUCGCCCUCAUCGCGACGCUGAUGCGCGCAGCGUUGGUCUACGUCAUCGUCCAGGUACUCGGGCAGGUCCAAUGGUGCUGGUUCUCUUCGCCAAAGCCACUAUAUGACCUCCAUCACUUUGACCAGGGAGGCCAGAGCUUGAUCGGCUCGUGGGAUCUCUUCAUACAUAUGCUCCGGACCGGCCUGCGGUCGUUUGGUGGCAUCGCUGCGAUCACUGCCGCAACUAUUCUGGCAACCAGCUUUGCCAUCACCCCCUUUGUCCAGCAGACCGUCAGGACCAUAUCCUGCGAGACUCCUCUGGCGACUGAGGCUGCCAUCAUGCCGAUCGCGAGGUAUGUCCCAUGGCCAAACGGCAGACCCAAGGCCGUGAACAAGGUCGGUGUCAACUACCCCAACGAGAUAUCUCCCGCCUUCCGAAAUGCAAUCAUCAGCUCGCUCUCGAGCCCUUCGCUUGAAAUUCAGGCGGUUCGACCAAGCUGUCCGACGGGGAACUGCACCUUCCCACCCUAUAGCACCAUGGGGCUCUGCAGCGUCUGCACAGACGUUUCAGACCUGGCCGUUUGGGAAGAGGUUCCAAGCAACGCGAGCUACUAUUCAACCGGGACUCACUUCAAGAUCAGUAUCCCGAACGUCAGAAACACAACGUGGAUCAACUCGCAGAACAUCCUCAAUGAGAGGAACAACCGAGAGCAGCCAGUUGGGCUGAGCGUCACGUACUUGGAACCUUCCUCUAUCGGGAGUGACCAGGUGGAAUGGCCUCUGGACGUCACUGAUGUCUUUCACGUCGACGUGCUGGCGUUUUCCGAUGGCAAAUGUGUCCAAGAUCCGGACGGGGGAAAAGUCUGUCCCCAAAACAUCCUCAUCGACGACGUGUAUGAUGAAAACAAAACAACCGGGUUUGUAGCCGUCUCUUGCAAGAUAUAUCCAUGUCUGCGAACGUACAAAGCCCAGGUGAACUUGGGUGUCUUCACAGAAGAGCUCCAGUCUACGGUUUAUGCAAACCUGGCAAAUUCUAACCAUACAGGUCAAGGGGGAGAGGGACGAGGUUCCAGCUUCAGCGCCAUGCAAAGCCCCUGCACCUUGCCCAACGGCAAAACCUACACCGAUGCAAACAUCACCGAGUUCUCUCCGGGACCAACCGAGAGAUACAUCAACGUGACAGUUUGGCGUGGUAAACUCGGAACCGCCCAGCUGGGAGAAGAGGUCAAGGUGCCGCCUGAAUGCUUGUACCAUUUGGCCGUUGAGUUUGUCGAAUGGAUGAAGGGGUUUUUCUAUCCCGCCAUCCUCGGCCCAGAAAACCCGUGCAGGUUCGGCAAUUACGACGACUACAGCUCUCAGGUGGUGACCUGCGACCGCUGGUGGCUGGCCGAGUUGUACAAUUCCCGCAACGCAACCAACGAGACCGUGUGGCGGGUGAUGGACGCUUUCACCAAAGCCAUCUCGGAUCAAUUCCGUGUGACUGGUGACUGGCCGAACGAGGACUGGACGCAGGAGAUUCUACCGAAUAAUAUCACAGGGGUAGUGACGCAGACUGGGGUUUGCCUAUCCUUUGCUUGGGAGUGGCUUCUGCUUCCUGCUAGUCUUGUAGGCUUUACCAUGGUGCUUUUGGCGGUCACCAUCAUGCACAGCCAUCGUCAUGCAGAUUAG